Engraulis encrasicolus (European anchovy) is the source of this 2216-nucleotide messenger RNA. RefSeq names its product carbohydrate sulfotransferase 1-like. The transcript has 2 exons. Lineage: Eukaryota; Metazoa; Chordata; Actinopteri; Clupeiformes; Engraulidae. The coding region runs from base 432 to 1727 and encodes 431 amino acids. Gene Ontology annotation, molecular function: keratan sulfotransferase activity; N-acetylglucosamine 6-O-sulfotransferase activity. Gene Ontology annotation, cellular component: Golgi membrane; trans-Golgi network. The record is from RefSeq and is a predicted model, not a curated record. Gene Ontology annotation, biological process: keratan sulfate proteoglycan metabolic process; carbohydrate metabolic process; N-acetylglucosamine metabolic process.
UGGUCCAGAUUGUGAGCUGAAACACCUCUCACAACUAAAGCAUCAGACAGAAGGACUUGAACUGUACAGUGACAAAUCUGGAUCUUGUGAUGGACUUGCCUGUGCUCGCCUCUUCAUCAACGAAACAACAUUUGCGCGCAAAGACUCAUCUGCAUGCUAUUCCUCUCCAUGCGUGUCAAUAUGUUUUAAUUCGCGCUGCAUACAUUUAAUCCACCUCGGACAUAUUUAAUCUUUCGGCGGACCGCUCAGAUGUACACUGACUGGACACAAAUGUUCGUGGCUGGACCUUUCGCAUCUCAAGGCUCAAUUCAUCAACACUUGUGGUCACUUCAGUUUUCCUCACGACCCCAACAUUUCGGCUUUACAAGCUGCUGCACCUUCACUGAUAGGAUCAACUCACGACUGCAUCACCUCAAUGAGGUUGCUCAGCCAUGCAAUGUUCCUGGAAGGCUGUGAUUCUGACUGCCCUGGCGUCCUUAGCAAUCCAGUACACGGCGAUCAGGACCUUCACUGCCAAGCCUUUCCACAUGUGCCCCAUGCGCAUGAUGACCCCUCUGAACUGUGGCCUGUUGGUCGGCAGCGGGCAGGACGGCAGCGGCGAGCCCUUUGGAGAGCACAUGUGUGACGAGUACCCCUACUUCACCUACAACUUCACCUCCCGCAAGACGCACGUGCUCAUCCUGGCCACCACGCGCAGCGGCUCCUCCUUCGUGGGCCAGCUCUUCAACCAGCACGCCGACAUCUUCUACCUGUUCGAGCCGCUCUACCACGUCAUGAUCACGCUCAUCCCCCGGCCGCCGCACGGCCGCAGCAUGGACGACCGGCACGUGAUGCUGGGCGCCAGCCGCGACCUGCUGCGCAGCCUCUACAACUGUGACCUGUACUUCCUGGAGAGCUACAUCAAGCCCAUGCCCACCAACCACACCACGGACAAGCUCUUCCGGCGCGGCGCCAGCCGAGCGCUCUGCUCGCCGCCCGCCUGUGACGCCUACGGCUCCGCCUCCGGCGCCGGCGAGGCCAACAUCGAGGAGGGCGACUGCAUGCGCAAGUGCGGCACCCUCAACCUGACGCUGGCGUCCGAGGGCUGCCGGGAGCACCGGCACGUGGUCAUCAAGACGGUGCGUGUGCCGGAGGUGGGUGACCUGCGGGCGCUGGUGGAGGACCCCCGGCUCAACCUGAAGGUCAUCCAGCUGGUGAGGGACCCGCGCGGCAUCCUCUCCUCCAGGAUCGAGACCUUCAGGGACACCUACAGGCUGUGGAGGAUCUGGAGAGCCACCGGCAGGAAGCCCUACAACCUGGACCUCACACAGCUCACGGCGGUCUGCGACGACUUCCUCGGCUCCGUGGGCACGGCCAUGAACCACCCGGCAUGGCUGAGGGGACGUUACAUGCUGGUGAGGUACGAGGACCUGGCCCUCAGUCCCAUGCAGAAGACCAAGGAGAUGUACGACUUCCUGGGGCUGUCCAUGGACAGGAACGUGGAGGACUGGAUCCUGAACAGCACCCGGGGAGGCAAUGUCAAGCAUAAGUUCGGCACUGCCAGGGACUCGGCGGCCAAUGCCGAGAGCUGGAGGCUGAAGUUGUCUUACGACAUCGUCGAUUACGUUCAAACUGUGUGUCAGCAGACUUUGCAGGAGCUGGGCUACAAGAUGGUCAGGUCCGCUGAGGAGCUGAAAAACAUGUCUCUGUCGCUUAUCGAGGACAAAACAUUUGUACCUUUUUUGUAACAAAGGUAAAUGAUUGCACAAUUAUUUUUGAUACCGACGCUUAAUAUUGUUGCCUUAAAUUGAUUCACAUUUGCACUAAAAAAUCCGGGAGGGCCCUUUUUUGGGGGCUCUGCUAUGCCGAGGUUUUCAACAGCACAAUGGAGUUAAGUUAACUCUGGUACGUACGCCUGUGAAAGGGAGUUUUUACAAAAAAAUGACCAAUUUGUGACUACUGACAGAUGGCCAACUUUUUUUGUUGAGUUGAUGUGAUGAUAGAUCAGAUUACAGAACCAAGAAACAUCAUCUCACUGAAACCUACUUCCCAUAUUUAACUUAAUGGGUGUAUUACAUACUAGGUGAAUUAAACGAGAACAUUUUUUGUAUGCUGGCUGUUGAAUGUUGAUAUUAUUGUAUAUUUCCGUCCGGAAAUAGCUGGACAGAUGCUGGACUCCAGUGUCGAGGUGUAUGAUGAUUAAAAAAAAAAAAAGUGCAAUAAAAACAUGAAUGUUG